AUGGCCAUCCUGUCCGUUGCCAUCACGCUCUCGUUCCACCUCAACUCCAAACCGACGGAUCUUGAAAGACGCAUAUCCAAGCCUCUAGGGGCCAUCUUUUGGGUUUUCAGCGUCGUCAUGCUGGGCCUAGGGCUGGCAAAUUACAUCAAAACAGUGAACAAGUAUAGCAAGAAGGCGGCCAUUGUGCAGACCGGGUGGAGGACACAGCUGAUUCUGGGGACAUUGGCCUUUUGCAUCAUCGGCUCGAGUAUAGUCCUACUCGUCAUUACCAGAAUUCGCCAUCAGGGAGGGACUUGA
Molecule: messenger RNA, 297 nt
Organism: Metarhizium acridum CQMa 102
Lineage: Eukaryota; Fungi; Ascomycota; Sordariomycetes; Hypocreales; Clavicipitaceae
Source: RefSeq, a predicted model, not a curated record